Thyridium curvatum is the source of this 4359-nucleotide messenger RNA. RefSeq lists its product as uncharacterized. Gene Ontology annotation, biological process: DNA damage response; protein polyubiquitination. The record is from RefSeq and is a predicted model, not a curated record. Gene Ontology annotation, cellular component: nucleus. The transcript has 2 exons. Bases 1 to 4359 code for a protein of 1452 amino acids. Gene Ontology annotation, molecular function: ATP binding; ubiquitin protein ligase activity; ATP-dependent chromatin remodeler activity. NCBI's taxonomy places the organism in Eukaryota, Fungi, Ascomycota, Sordariomycetes, Thyridiales, Thyridiaceae.
AUGGAGAACGUUACAUUGUGGGAGCUCCUUGAGCAACUUUUUCCAGUUGAACAGACACGUCAUACAGUCAAAUGGGACUACACUGACGAUCUUCCGCCGCGGCCGCCAAAGCGGCCCAAGAUAGCCGCAGAAACACCGGGAACACCCUAUAUGGCUGUUCAUCGUCAACGUCUAUCUAUCACAGACUCUGCUGGCAUCCCAGUCUCACCCUCUUCAAAAUCUAUCAUUCGGAAGAACGCACAAGAUGAAAUCAGCUUGCGACUCAUCAACUCCCGAAACAUCGUCCUCACUUCACGUCAAGCAGUCUGGAGCAAUAAACUACGCACUUCGCUAGAACUGCCUGAACUGAACUCAGACGAUACCCUGGAGUUGCUUUUCCUCUUAGCCGACAAGAGUCACGGCUUUACCGAAAAUCCUGGUCGCUUCUGGGCUUCGGUAGACAUCAGCCUUGAGCUCGAAUCUGACCAUGUGAAGUUUCUCUUGGAUUUUGAGUUGAGGUGGAACGAAGCCAGUCGUGUGAUCCCUGAACUGCACAAGGAAACUGAGCGAAAUCUGCGGCAUCGUGUCCUGGGAAGGUUCUUCCCCAACAUCCACUCGGGAAAAAUCUUUCGCAACGCUCCACAUCAGGGAACAGGCAAUUCUCCGCAGGAUUUCUACGAGGCCGCUUUCGUCCCGACCGAGGAAGAGUACCCAGUGUCAUCUUUGCACAUCCCAAGGCUGGUCCCUGAGCUCUACCCGUUUCAGAAACGUGCAGUCCACUGGUUACUGGAGCGUGAAGGAGUUCGGUGGAGCGACAAGGAACUCGGCAAGCAGCCAGGGCUCGUUCCACUCAAUGCAGACCGAGGAGAUAUACCUUCACAUUUCAAAAAGGUACUCGACAUCGACAACAAUACAUUCUAUGUCAGCGGACUUUAUGGCGUUGUCUCGAGGGAUCCGAGCUUGUUUGCGGCCAAGGAAAGCUCACUACGUGGCGGGAUCUUAUCGGAAGAGAUGGGGUUGGGUAAAACCGUUGAGAUGAUAUCUCUGAUUCUCUUGCAUCAGCGCUCUGUCGAGAGCCCAAGGAUAUUCAACAACUACACAGACGCCGAUGUUCGGCCGACUGGUGCGACCCUCAUCAUUACUCCGCCAUCCCUCAAACAGCAGUGGCUCUCUGAGCUGAAUAGACAUGCUCCUCACCUGCGUGUGGUGGUCUACUCUGGUAUCCGGGCGUCAUGCAAAGACGAGGCCAGCGAAGCAGCUCUGGUCGAAGAGCUCGCCCAGUCUGACGUUGUGGUGACGACCUACAACGAGCUACGCAAUGAGCUCUAUUUUGCUCUAGAUCCGCCGUCAAGAGCAAUGCGCAAUGAGAGAAAGUACCAUAGGUCGAAGUCCCCUCUGAUGCAGCUGUCAUGGUGGCGCGUGUGUCUUGACGAGGCGCAAGAGAUUGAAAGCGGAGUCAGCAAAACGGCACAAUUGGCGACAAUCAUUCCGCGUGUAAAUGCAUGGGGAGUGACAGGCACGCCUGUCAAGGAAGGCAUCAAGGAUCUCUGGGGCCUGCUCGUGUUCCUCAACUACGAACCGUACGCUUCGGUACCGAAGGUUUGGCAGUCCCUGAUUACUUGCCACAAAGAUUCGUUCCGCGAAUUGUUCAGUCGUCUCGCCAUCCGACACACCAAGCGACAUGUCAGGCAUGAGCUCACAUUGCCUCCGCAAAAGCGAUACGUCAUUACAAUGCCGUUCACCGCCGUUGAGGAACAACAUUAUCAAGACUUGUUCAAGCAACUCACAGCGGAUUGUGGUCUGGAUACAGAGGGUAUUCCGCUAGCUGAUGACUGGGACCCAGAAGAUCCAGCUGUUUUGGAGGCUAUGCGGACGGCUCUGAACCGUCUGCGUCAGACUGCUCUUCAUCCCGAGGUUGGCGUACAUAAUCGUCGAGCUCUUUGGAACAAAAGUGGUCCGAUGAGGACCGUGGCAGAAGUUCUGGGUGCGAUGAUUGAACAGAGCCAGAACGCCAUUGUCAUUGACAAGAGGGUCUUGAUUACGAACAAGCUGACCCGAGGCCAACUGCUUGAAAACUCUCCACGUGUGAGGGAAGCGCUCGCGAUUUGGGAAGGAGUCUUGCCAGAGAUCGACGAUAUGGUCAAGGAAUGCCGUGAAGAGCUUCAGAAAGAGAUCGAAGAUGCGAAGAAAGCGGGCGCCAAGAUCGACAACAACGCCGACAGCGAAGACGAACCCGAAGAAACAUUCCCCAGACGGGUAGGUGAGGCGCAGCGCAGCCUCCGGUACGCCCUCGAGCUCCAGCACAAGGCUGUCUUCUUCUGUGCAAACGCGCACUUCCAGAUCAAAUCGAAUGAGGAAAUGACGGUUCCCGAGUCGGAUGACUUCGAGCGAUUGGAGAAACUCGAGACUGAAGCGUACGAGAGGGCGAAGAGGAUUCGGAGAGAAAUCCUUCAAGAGAGCCACGGCAAAGCGACUCGCCAUAUGGAGAAGUUGUCGGCCAAGGCUAAUCAGCAAGACUUCGCAGUCAUUCCUGAACUUCAGAUCUCGUCCAGACACGGCAUCGAGACUGGCCGGAUCGUUGAGACGAUAGAGGCUUUGAAUGGUGCCUUGAAUGAGCAAGCCAAUAUUCUAGACGAGUGGCGCGAGGAAGUUGUUCAGCUUCUCCUCAAAGAUCUGGUUGAUGAGGACGAUGAUGUCGAGAUCACUGGCGAAGAGUAUGUUGACUCAACAAAGGUGCAGGAGACGCUGAUUGCCUACAUUACCGUUUUGAGAGCUGUCCUGGCCGACCGACAGAGUGCGCUCACGGGCUUGCAGCUCAGUAAGCUGUCAAUCGAUGAGAUCAAAGGCGCGAUCUACUUCGCCAAACAGGGUGAGGGCCCGGUCCCAGAGAAGGUACUAGAGCUGUUCAAAAUUCGCGAUGCUAUCAAGCCGCCCAGCGACCUAGGAUCCCUCAGGAGUGCUAUUGUCGAGUUCCGCGACCUCUCUACCACCCUUCGACACCCGGCUGCCAAUGGUAGCAAUCGUGCUCGGGUCGAACUUGAGAUCGCCACUGAGCAGAUGAAAGCAACACAGAGCCAGCUCACAGAGCAGACCAAAGCAGUGGCAGGUAUCGAGCAGGAGCUCGACAGAUUCACCAGUGCCAUGAAUGCUCGCGUCGAAUACUACCGACAACUCCAAGUGGUUUCAGACAUGGUGGACCCAUACGAAGGCCCGAAAGACGACGCAGCUAUGGCUGGCCUCCAAAACGAGGGAGACACGCUACUCCAGAAGUUGACUGCCUCGCAGUCCAAGCAUCGAUACCUCUUGCAUUUGAAGGAGACCGAUUCGAAAGAGGAACAGAACAUGUGCGUCAUCUGUCAGUCGAGCUUUACGAUGGGCGUUUUGACAGUUUGCGGCCAUCAAUUCUGUAAAGACUGCAUCACACUAUGGUUCAGGGCCCAUCAUAACUGCCCUGUGUGUAAGAAGAAGCUUUUAGCAAGCAACCUACAUGACAUCACCCUCAAGCCCCAGGAACUCAAGGUUCAUACGGAGACGACCCAUACCGAGGAGGCGGCUGCUCAGCGAGACAGCCCGAGGACGAAGCGAUCCACCAUCUACAGUGCGUUCAGCGCAGAGAAACUGGCCGAGAUCAAGACCAUCGAUUUGCCAGGCCCAUCUUUCACAACCAAAGUCGACACUCUGGUCCGACACCUGCAGUGGCUGAGACAAACGGACCCAGGAGCAAAAUCGAUUGUUUUCUCUCAAUACCCUGAGUUUCUGCGCGUCCUUGCUCUGGCUUUUCGCCGUCAUCACAUUGGUCAUACGGCCUUUACCGACCGCGAUGGGAUCACUCGGUUCAAGGAAGAUCCGGGUAUUGAAUGCUUCCUCUUACAUGCUCGUGCCCACUCGAGCGGCCUCAAUCUCGUCAACGCGAGCCACGUUAUCUUAUGCGAGCCGCUUCUGAAUACCGCGCUGGAGCUACAGGCAAUUGCGCGAGUCGAUCGAAUCGGGCAAGAACACGAGACAACGGUUUGGCUAUACAUUGUAGACGGAACGGUGGAACAAUCCAUCUAUGAUCUCUCCGUCCGGAGGCGUCUGGAGCACAUGGGACGCAACGUGAAGGGCAAGUCGAAAGAGUCUACACCGGAACUGCUAGACUCCAACUUGGAAGCAGCGAACGCGAUGGAGAUGGAGGAAGCAAACCUGGCGAAAUUGAUGGGCAAGGGCAAAUUGUCUGGGGAAGAAGUGCCAAAGGGUGAUCUUUGGGAAUGCCUGUUUGGAAGCGUGACCCGAGCAGGGAGCUCUGGCGAGGAUGCCUUGCGCGAGAACCCCGAGGUACGCCGCUUCUUGGCCGCGGAAGCCGCCGAGGGCAGACAGGCUCAGCCCGAGGUUUCCGAUUGA